AUGCCACAUAGAUUCAAGCAAGUCAUUAGACCUACUGCUGACACGAAGUCCCUCUACAUAAAAGAUCUUCUGCAUGGGGAGCCGGCAAAUGGUCUACACGACCUGAUCGGGAUCGGCUUUGGUCCAGCGUCUCUUGCUAUUGCGGUUGCCAUUUACGAUGAGAUUGAAGAGAGGGCCAGUCAUGGCAGUAUCAACUUCAGGCCUGCUUUGAAGUUUCUGGAAAGACAAUCUGCGUUUGGCUGGCAUACUGGCAUGCUUCUUCCCGACACGAAAAUGCAAAUCUCUUUCAUCAAAGACCUUGCUACGAUGAGAAACCCAGCAUCGCAUUUCACUUUCCUCAACUAUCUCCAAGAGCACAACCGGUUGGUCCAAUUCUCAAAUCUGAACACCUUCUUGCCUCUCCGCGUCGAGUUCGAGGACUACCUGAAAUGGUCUGCCGGACAUUUCAAAGACAUUGUUCAAUACUCUCGAGACGUCGUUGGAGUACGCCCGCUCAGGUUGAACGACAGCAGCAAAUACAACUGCCUCGAGGUUACGUCAAGAAAUAACUCUACAGGUGAAGUAAAUGUGCAGCUGGGAAGGAACGUGAUUAUCGCAGUCGGUGGACGUCCUUCAUGGCCUGCAGUCUUUCCUCAGCACCACAGAGCUGUCAUGCACUCCUCGCAGUACAACUACCGUAUCGAUGAUGUACUCCCGAAGAAAGAUGGUGACUACAAUAUUGCAGUGAUUGGCGCGGGACAAAGCGGAGCAGAAAUCUUCAAUGACCUGCACAGUCGGUAUCCCAACUCAAAGACACAUUUGCUCAUCCGAGAUGUGGCAAUGCGUCCAAGCGAUGAUUCCCCGUUUGUAAACGAGGUCUUCAACCCUGAUUUUGUCGACCAGUUCUAUACCACUCCGGCCACCAUACGAAAGAAUCAAUUGAAGGUUAACAAGGCCACCAACUACAGUGUUGUCCGCCUUACACUCCUAGAGCAAAUCUACGAGGACAUGUAUCAGCAGCGGUUGGAGGACCCUGACUCGGAAAACUGGCAGCACCGCAUACUCUCCUCGCGGGAAGUCGUUGAAGUGACGGAGACCUCUGAAAAAGAACGCCUAAAUCUGGUUGUGCGAAGUCUGGUGGACGAAGGCAAUUGCCAGGAAGUGAUCUCAGUAGACGCUGUUGUACUCGCGACGGGCUAUGUUCGCGACGUGCAUAACGAAAUGCUGAAAGAGUGUAAGAUCAUAAACAGCUCGUGCGAUGACGAAUGGAUUCCUGAAAGGGAUUACAAGCUAGGUCUCAACCGCGAUCUGGUGGAGGAUGAUGUAAACAUCUAUUUGCAAGGAUGUAACGAACAGACUCAUGGCCUGUCGGACACGCUACUUUCUGUGCUUGCGACGAGAGGAGGAGAGAUUGCGAAAUCUGUGUUUGGUGGUGCCCUCCUCGAGGCGAAUGUACGAGAUCUUGUGCAGAGCACUGGCUUGAAUGGCCCACUGGGACCGUUGUGGAAGUUGCACAAGACACAGGGAGUCAGUAUACCCACGAAAGUGACAGAGUCGAGUUCGGUUCAGACUCAAACAGCUGUCAAGGCAUGA
Molecule: messenger RNA, 1572 nt
Organism: Lithohypha guttulata
Lineage: Eukaryota; Fungi; Ascomycota; Eurotiomycetes; Chaetothyriales; Trichomeriaceae
Exons: 1
Coding region: 1-1572 (523 amino acids)
Biological process (GO): intracellular iron ion homeostasis
Source: RefSeq, a predicted model, not a curated record